AUGGCUGAACUGUGGGCGGACUAUAACACACAAGAUGAUAUCGCGAGUCUUGGCAAGAAGGCUGUACCAGGCAAGAAGAAGGGCAAAUCAGCAUCGUUCAUGACGGUAUCCAUGAUGUAUCGUGAAUCUUUGAAUAAAUUGAUGCACAUGCUCAAUCAGACUCAUCCACAUUUCAUCAGGUGUAUCAUCCCUAACGAGCAAAAGAAGAGCGGUGUGAUUGAAGCGAAUUUGGUGCUUAAUCAGCUGACUUGUAAUGGUGUACUGGAAGGAAUUCGUAUUUGUCGUAAAGGAUUCCCCAAUCGCAUGCCGUACCUUGACUUCAAACAGAGAUUUUUCUUCAAAUCUGGUGUGCUGGCUCAUCUCGAAGAACUUCGCGAUGAAGAACUUUCGAAGAUCAUCACCAAAUUCCAAAGCGCCUGCCGACACUAUUUGGCAAUGUGGGAUUACAAGAGAAGACUCGAUCAGAAAGUUGGGUUCAUUGUCGUGCAGCGUAAUGUGCGUGCAUGGUGUACGCUUCGUACCUGGCAUUGGUUCAAGCUGUACGGUCAAGUGAAACCGCUCAUCAAAGGCAACAAGAAGGACGAGGAGAUGGAAAUGUUGGCGAAGCCUAAAGAAUUUGAAGAAAGUCACCAGGCCGAAGAGCGCAAGCGUAAAGAACUGGAAGCGGAGAAUGCACGCCUCCUGGCAGAAAAACAGGCCGUGCUUCUGCAACUUGAGCAAGAGCGGGAUGAAAGCUCUGAGCUAGAAGAACGCAGUGCAAAGUUGCUCGCUCAAAGGCUGAUAUCGAGAAACAGGUAUCAUUACGCUCACAACGCCGAUCUCAACGAUCAGCUGGCCGAUCAGGAGGACCGAAACGCGGCGCUCAGCAAGGCCAAAAAGAAGGUCGAACAAGACAAUGACCUGCUGAAGAAGACGGUGUCUGAUCUUGAAACGACGAUCAAGAAACAGGAAGGAGAGAAACAGAGCAAAGAUCAUCAGAUUCGCAGCUUACAGGAUGAGAUCGCGUCCCAAGAUGAAAUCAUUUCAAAAAUCAACAAGGAGAAGAAAUAUCAAGAAGAGGUCAAUCGCAAACUUUUGGAUGACAUGCAAGCACAAGAAGACAAGAUAAAUCACGUUAACAAGAUCAAGGCAAAGCUCGAAACAACGUUGGACGAGAUCGAAGACACGUUAGAACGUGAGAAACGCAGUCGUCAAGAUGUCGAGAAACAGAAGCGAAAGGUUGAAGGGGAGCUGAAGAUCGCGCAUGAGACAAUCGAAGAGUUAUCACGUCAAAAACACGAUCAAGAGAAUGUGAUCAAGAAGUGA
Messenger RNA from Ostertagia ostertagi, 1305 nucleotides. The record is from the annotation of a GenBank genome assembly. NCBI's taxonomy places the organism in Eukaryota, Metazoa, Nematoda, Chromadorea, Rhabditida, Trichostrongylidae.